CCGGGCAGUCGAUUUAAUGGUAAAGAUUUAAACUUGUAACAUAAGAAAACUGGGCCAUGUGCUCCAUUUUAAGCUUUAAGUACUGAAUUUCAGCUCCCAAGGCUCAUGUAGUGUCUCUGACUAAUGUGCGCCGCAAAGACGAAAGGGGCUCAUCGCAUAGAUUAGACAUGGAUCAUCCGCUGGCAAAGAUGGACGAUGAGACACCCGUAAUCGUGGCCAGGAAGUCUGGGAGCUGUCCAGCCAUCUCCUCACUCCCAGAUACUCUGUUGCCGAGCGUAUUCAAAGUCAACAAAUGUCCAACUGCAAUCGAUCUAUCUGGUCUUAGGCAUAUGAAGACAAGCAUCUCGGAGAACUCGAUCGCUGGAGCGCUAAUAGACUUUAACGGGGAAGAACUCGAUGACCACGUAACGGCCGUAUUUAGUUGGCCAUACGGCGGUCAGGAGGUGUAUCUCAUAGAGCACGAAAACGGGAAUAGGAAGAUCAAAAUGGUCAAGAGCUCCGGGUGUUUUACUACCAUUCAGGAACUACCAAAGGACAUUUUCAAGUACCAGUUCCUAGUGGACGGUGUUUUGCAACAUUCGCCAGAGCAGCCGACAAUAUCAACACCGGAUGGCAUUGUAAAUGUGUUGGAUCUAAGAAACGUGGUUGCUACAAACUACACAGUUCCGAGACAAGUGGACGAGAUGACAAGUGGGACGUUUGGAAAUGCAUUCCCAGGUCCAAAUUAUUUGUCUAUUGAGCCACCCCUAUUUCCUGAGAUUCUCUCGUACAGGUCACCGGAUUUUGACAACCCAUCGCGAUUUGGCUCAGACAUUCACACUCUCUCCAAUCACAUUUACAGAGAUACCAAGUCGGUUGACUUUUUAGGGCCAAGAUACACGACAUACAUUACUAUUUACCGGUGGACUGACGAUACAAUUGAUGAGUCCUGUGCACCAAGACGAAUAACACUCAUGUAUAUUACGUGGAACCCGCUGGAAUACGGUUCUUCCGAGGAAUCCGAGACAUUUGGAUGCAGCCAGUGGCUAAAACAUGACGAUUAACGCCACUAUAGACAUGACUAAUUCACUUACACAUUUGUCAAUACGACUCUAAGGGUCGUCUUUCAACUCUUAUUCCGU
Molecule: messenger RNA, 1121 nt
Organism: Theileria equi strain WA
Lineage: Eukaryota; Apicomplexa; Aconoidasida; Piroplasmida; Theileriidae
Exons: 5
Coding region: 168-1043 (291 amino acids)
Biological process (GO): signal transduction
Cellular component (GO): nucleotide-activated protein kinase complex; nucleus; cytoplasm
Molecular function (GO): protein kinase binding
Source: RefSeq, a predicted model, not a curated record